UUGCUGUAAAAAAUGGCGACCGGUGGAGUAUGGGAUAACGAGGCGGAUACGAAUGCGCUGUUUCAACAGCACACGGUAGACGAUAUCCGACUAAUCGAACAGAAGACAAGAAUGGACAUCGACAAAAAGAAAGAAGACUUGAGACAAAUGGUUGGGGAAAGAUAUCACGAAUUAAUUGAUGCUGCUGAUACAAUUACAGAGAUGAAGAGUUUUGCAGGAAAUGUUGCUAGUUCUAUUGAAGAGAUGUAUAGACAGUGUAGAGAGCUAAAAGAGACACACCAGUGUCAUGGAGUGACUGGACGAGUUGAUCAUGCUUAUAGGUCAGAUAGUAGCUCAGGAGUUUUCAAUGUAGCCAAGCAGUUGAAGACGUUGUUUGACACGCCAGAGAAGGUGUGGAAUGCUCUUGAAUUAGGUCAACAUCUCGAAGCAGCCCGCCUUUACUUGCAGGCUCAAGAUAUUAUGACGGGUUUGCAAACAGAUUUAAAGCAGACACGUAGUCUGUCCAAGAACUUCCUCGCGUCGUUUCCCAUCUUGCAAAGGCAGUGGUCAUCUGUUAGUCAGUUCAAGACUGCUAUUCUUCAGGAAAGCAAGGUUCUUCUUGGUGAUUAUCGAGCAUCUCCAGAGAUUACUGCCCAGUCUUUGUGUGCGAUCUUGCUUUUGGAAGACUCAACGCCAAGACAGGCGUUCACUGAUUUCUUAGUUGCCAGAAAGGCUGCUAUGCAGAGUUUGUUUCAUAGCAGCCGACAAACAAGCAUCAAGAGUCAAAUAUGCAAUGUGGUGUCACUUGUGACAGCCACUGUGAGACAUAUAGAUGCUGUAUUCACACACAGGGAAUCAGGUUGUCUCCUUCUUGAUGUGUUGAAAACGAGUAUGACACAUAUGACGUCUUUACCUUUGGUACCUAAUGACGUGAUGCAUGCCAAUUGUGCUGAGUGGAUGAACACCUGUGUCCAGGACGUUCAUGCUGGAUUGAGGAAGCUGUUGACCUUCGUAAGUUCCAUUAAGGGACUGGCUUCUAUCCGAGACGCUGUGUACAGUCUUCUGCAAAAGGAUAAUCAGAGUGAUGUGUCUUGGUCGGUUACUUGCCAUACAGUAUUGGGUCGAUCUUUCAGUGUGUGGGACGAGUUUGUCAGAACAUUGAUUCUAGAGCAAUUGCAGACUAUACUACAUGAACAGUUUGUAUCUGCUGCCUAUAAGGGAGAGCGAUUACUGACUUCUGCUCUUGAAGGACUUAAUGCCAAUACCACCAGUCAGGAAACUCUGUUCGAGAGAGAUGUGGGAUUGUUUGUAUGGUCCGAGACCAGUAGUACUCUGACGACUGGAAACUCGCUAGGAUCAAAAGCUCGAGCUUGUACUCCAGCUAUCAGCAGGAUAUGUUCAGAAUUGGAUAGUGAAUUUGGGAGUAUAAUGAGAGACACUCAGUACUUUUUAUGUGAUGAGAAAGAACAGGGAGGCGUCAUGGGACUUAUGGAGGUUGUCCCAUUUGAACGAUUUUCAGAUUCUAACACUAUACGUGAAGCUCUUCGAACAUCAGGCUCUAUGUCAGUAACUAGAGUGUGCCAGUGGAUCCAAAAUGAAAUACAGAGAUUAGCAGAGGUGAUCAAACAGACUGAAGUAUCAGAAAGUGGAGAGGCAGUCGAGAAGGAUAUAGAUAGUUGUAUUUUUCUUGGCCGAUGUUGUCUGGCCUUUGCGGAAGAGUGUGCAAAUUUGCAACAGAUACUGCUAGGUGGCCUCACCCUUGACUCUCUUCACCACUCAACCUUGAGAUCUUCUAGACGUGCUAGGGGAAAUAGGCUGGCACCAGACCAACAUACUCUUGAUUUGACACAGCUGGACGAGGUCAAAGGACAACUGAAUGGUGCAUAUGGUACAGCUUUCAGAAUCUGGCAGAACUGGGUAGCUUCUGCUCUCACCAAUCACUUGACUCAUUGCCUGUUGAGCAAUGAUGUGGUCACCAUCCAAAACGCAACUGCUUGGGAAAGUAUCAAGUUGUCAGAGGAAACUGAGGGCGGAAAGCCAUUAGAAUCUACUCUAGAAGUUCCUUUCCAGGUUUCAUUGUUUUGUAUGAGAGUGCUAUUUGGUUUAUGUAAGGAAAUAAAUAGAGUUAGUGGCCACACAUUGGAAAGGUCUGUGGGACAGGAAUUAGUUGGAUUGGUGUUGAAAAAGCUGAUUUCUGUUUACGAUAAAUAUCAAGAGGAGAGAGGGAGAAUAAGCCAGCGACUUGCUGUACAGAACUGGUUCGAUGUGAGCUUCAUAUGCCAGAUGUUCAACACAUCAAAAUGUGACCAAGAGAUCAAAAAUCGAACUAAGAAGUUGAUUGACUGGUUGGAGUCAUGCAUAGAUCCUUUUGAUUUCAGCGUGCUAGAGCCAUUCUUGCAGUGCAAUUUGAUUCGACAAUUUCAACGUUGCUCAGUGAUGCUCGGACCGAUAGUGAGUGUAUCCGGUUCAACGUCGGCCUGGCAUCGAUCUCAGGACAAGAGAGCUGGACGAAGUGCAGCUACGCAGGAGUAUCACAAUAUUAUACCGCUCUCUGUGGGCGUUCCUCGUUUCACAUUGCUACCACAUCACACGAAUCCUCCCAGAACACCGGCAUCAAGACAUGAUAGAACGGUGGGGACACGCCAGCCUGUGGCAGAGUCUGUAAGCAUAGCCAGUUACUUAAAAGCAUAAAUAGUUUACAUUCAGAGAGACAGAGUUUACUUACAGCGCGCAGGGUGGUGCUUUCCCACAGGAGGAGGCUCAGUUGUUGAAAUUCAUAACAAAUGUUAGGUCUAACAGAAGAAACGGGGUAUUUCCUGACGGCUCCUCUUACCGAAAACGAGAUAAGUUGCUCUCAGAAUUGCCAGCAAUCUGGCAAGUGUCCUGAUUACACAGUUUCCUCUUGCAUAGCAGAGAUGAUUGGCAAAGUGGAAUAUAUAGUGGUUAUGUUACACUGUCAAGUGUUUCAUUACUCUUUGACCCUUGACCUAUAGUUAGAAGUUGUGUUGUGUGCUGUUUUUUCAAGAUUAUAUCAUCUCCAUAGUCAUGGCAUUUAGCAUAGUCAUGGCGUUUAGCAUAGUCAUGGCGUCUAGCGUCAGCAUUGUUUCAUGCCCUUGAAGCUACCAGAUUGAGUGGUGAAAGUCGCAGAGGCAUGUCUCUCUGCACUAAGGUCACAGGCCUCCUACACAUUUUGUCCGAGGGUAUCUAGUGACAGUAGUUGGCGUAGUGUGAUCGCACUGCGUUGAGUAGCACCCUAACAACUAAGUAGAUGUGAAGACAUCUUCUGUCUAAUUCGUAGACUUCACAUCGUUGUCUUCUUUACACAAACAUGCGCCUUAGGGCUAGUACACCACAGGGUAAACGGCUCUAGGCACUGUGUGGACACAUUGUUUAGAGAUCUAGGUUGCUUGCCGCAAAGCCCGUUGAUUGGACGUUGUGUCACAACUAUCUCG
Corticium candelabrum is the source of this 3431-nucleotide messenger RNA. Its product is annotated as conserved oligomeric Golgi complex subunit 1-like. Gene Ontology annotation, cellular component: COG complex; Golgi apparatus. Gene Ontology annotation, biological process: intra-Golgi vesicle-mediated transport. Lineage: Eukaryota; Metazoa; Porifera; Homoscleromorpha; Homosclerophorida; Plakinidae. The transcript has 28 exons. Bases 13 to 2670 code for a protein of 885 amino acids. The record is from RefSeq and is a predicted model, not a curated record.